AUGCUUCCCGCGUACGCAGCCGGUUUCGACGAGAUUCGAAAUAACCCUCGCCCCAGCGGGGGCACAAUUACUAUACGACAGUACCGUGAAAAUAUUGACAAACUAGCCGCGAAGCAUCCAUUGCCUAAAGUUAUUGUGGAAGAUAAAACAAUCACACAUCAUGGUAUCGAGGUUAAAUUGGUAUUGUAUCGUCCCCUCGGAACUGAAAACCAAGUACUUCCAGUAGUCUUAUUUUUUCACGGCGGUGGGUUCGUGUUUGGAUCCAGAAAUUCUCAUGUUAAAGGAAUCCGCGAUAUUUGUAAUGAAAGCAAAGUCUCGGGCAUCUUUGUGGAUUACUCCCUUGCAGCUGAGGUGAAAUAUCCAACGGCUCAUGAUGAAUGCUAUACUGCUUUUGCUUGGGUACUGGAAAACAGCGAAAGCAUCAACGUGGAUACUUCAAAACUUGCGCUUUAUGGCGAUUCAGUUGGUAGGAACUUGGUAGCAUCUAUUGCUCGGAAAACUGCUUACUGUUUGUUUUCCAAACAAAUAUGCAUAGUCAUGGCAAAAGAGCGCGGAACGCUUGAUAAGAUUAAGACCCAGGUUCUUAUUUAUCCUUGGCUGUACCUUGCUUCAAAUACUUUUGAGUCCUAUGAACAGUAUGGCAAUGGCAGCUACCCUUUACCCCGUCGAGAAAUGGAAUAUUUCGACAAAGCCUACUUUACUGAAAAGGACAUCAAGGACAAAUUUGCUUAUCCGUUAUUGGCAACGGUUGACGAGCUUCAGGGAUUGCCUCCAGCAAUCCUAUUUAUUGCGGAAACAGACUCUCUGCGGGAUGAAGGCGAAGCUUUUGCACGGAAACUUAUCAAAGCUGGUGUAUCUACUACUGCAGUGCGAUUUAUUGGAGCACGUAAGUUUAGCCUUUUAACUGUUGAUAGUAUAACGUCAUCGUUUAUACUAACCAUCACACCGCACUGUAGACCACGGAUACUUUAA
Zychaea mexicana is the source of this 972-nucleotide messenger RNA. Its product is annotated as alpha/beta hydrolase fold-domain-containing protein. The coding region runs from base 1 to 972 and encodes 323 amino acids. The transcript has 4 exons. The record is from RefSeq and is a predicted model, not a curated record. Gene Ontology annotation, molecular function: hydrolase activity. NCBI's taxonomy places the organism in Eukaryota, Fungi, Mucoromycota, Mucoromycetes, Mucorales, Lichtheimiaceae.